This is a messenger RNA of Chlorocebus sabaeus (green monkey), 861 nucleotides long. RefSeq lists its product as uncharacterized. Gene Ontology annotation, cellular component: keratin filament. The record is from RefSeq and is a predicted model, not a curated record. Lineage: Eukaryota; Metazoa; Chordata; Mammalia; Primates; Cercopithecidae.
CCAGACAUGACAGGAGAUUUAUGAGCUGGGCCACAUCACAGGCAAACAAACAUCCCUAGUCACGACACACGCCGCCUCUCAGCAACCAGGAAGGAGAGGCUGUGGGCCCUGGAACAACAAGGCCAGGAGGGGUAUAAAAGCCGGAGAGCCCCACAAAGCUCACACACUCACACACUCACUCACUCCCACACUCACUCCCUCACACCUCCCCCAGCUCACCUCCCCAACCCCAGCAUGGCCGCAUCUACCAUGUCCGUCUGCUCCAGCACUUACUCUGACACCUGGCAGGUGGACGACUGCCCAGAGAGCUCCUGUGAGCCCCCCUGCUGUGCCCCCAGCUGCUGUGCCCCGGCCCCAUGCCUGACCUUGGUCUGCACCCCAGUGAGCUGUGUGUCCAGCCCCUGCUGCCAGGCGGCCUGUGAGCCCAGCCCCUGCCAAUCAGGCUGCACCAGCUCCUGCACACCCUCAUGCUGCCAGCAGUCUAGCUGCCAGCCGGCUUGCUGCACCUCCUCCCUGUGCCAGCAGGCAUGCUGUGUGCCCGUCUGCUGCAAGCCUGUGUGCUGCAAGCCUGCCUGCUGUGUGCCUGUCUGCUGCAAGCCCGUCUGCUGUGUGCCUGUCUGCUCUGGGGCUUCCUCUCCAUGCUGCCAGCAGUCUAGCUGCCAGCCGGCUUGCUGCACUACCUCCUGCUGCAGACCCUCCUCCUCUGUGUCCCUCCUCUGCCGCCCCAUUUGCAGGUCCACCUGCUGCAUGCCCGUCUCCUCCUGCUGUACCCCCGCCUCCUCCUGCCAGCCCAGCUGCUGCCGCCCGGCCUCCUGCGUGUCCCUCUUCUGCCGCCCCACGUGCUCCCGCCCAGCCUGCUGA